AAAGUGGAUGUCAGCAGGAGAAGGUGAUAUGUAUUCAGAAGUGGCAGCUAGUGACAGUAGGAGUUAUGCAGCAGCUAUGAGUGAAAAAAAGAGAUUGAAAAUAAACGAUGCCUGCUAUAAAAAGCCACUAAUAAGGAUUCAAAUGAAAGAAGGGACUUAAUAGACAGCUAUUCCCACUGGAAAAUAAAAAAAAACAAUGGCCAUACUAUUGGGCAAAGAAAGAGAGAGUUAAUAAGCAGUUAUGUAAGAGCAGCUGUUGAUCUCCUUUUGCAUUUUCUCCCAGCAGCGCUGCAGCCCCAACAACAAACAUGACUACAAGUCGUCCACGGUACCAACGGAAGACUACGAUAUGCCAUGUAAAUUGGAGGACCAUUCCACCUCUGUAGCUGGGACUUAAAAGUGCAUACAUUAACAUUUGGUGUACUCGUACUGCAUUUCUAAUCAAGCACCUUAACUAAUAAGGUGCCCUGUGUCCCAGAGAAGGAUGGGUAAUGGACCUGUGAUUGGAAGUACCUCAGGUUUAUACUUUUAUAUCCAUGGAGCCUUCAGCUUCUACCCAGAGAACAUGGAAUUCUUCCAAACAGAUCAGAUUAUCAUACCACAUUCAUCCAAGCAUAAUCCCUCCAAAUAUUACCCUAGAAAGCUUCAACAGAGCCACUCUGUCAGAAUCAGUUGGACUGUUUUUUAUGUUGUUGAUCGACCUGAUGACUAUUGUUGGCAACAUUGCAGUUAUGAUUGUAAUUAUCAAGAACCCAGCACUGCGGAAACUUGUCUUUGUUUUCCACUUGUGCCUGGUUGACCUUCUUGCUGCUCUGACCUUGAUGCCCCUAGGCAUGUUAUCCACGUCAGCCCUUUUUGACAACAGUCUUUUCAGUGAAGCAAUGUGCCGCUUAUAUCUUUUCUUAAGUGUCUGUUUUAUAAGUGUCUCCAUAUUGUCAAUUUCUGCCAUCAAUGUAGAGCGGUACUAUUACAUUGUCCACCCUAUGCGGUACGAAGUGAAAAUGACUGUAAAGCUAGUGGUUUCAGUUCUGGUUUGUAUCUGGGUAAAAGCACUCAUAAUGUCCAUCAUUCCCAUUUUUGGGUGGAAUUCUCAAGACCAUGAUGUCAUCACAUCAGUUGUUAACAACAGCAGAGAAUGUACGCUCCAGUGGAAUGCAAAUUCAUACAGAAAAGUCUUUGUUGUUUUCUUUAGCAUUUUUUACUUCCUGUUGCCUGUCCUGAUAAUAUCUGUGGUCUACUGCAGCAUGUUCAAAGUGGCCAGGGUUGCAGCAAUGCACCAUGGACCUCUCCCCACCUGGAUGGACACCCCAAGGCAGCGCUCAGAAUCCCUAAGCAGCCGCUCAACAAUGGUCACAAGUUCUGGAGCGCCCCGCACAACUCCACAGAGGACGUUUGGUGGUGGAAAAGCAGCUGUCAUUCUUGUAGCUGUGGGAGGUCAGUUUCUGUGUUGCUGGUUACCAUACUUCUUCUAUCAUCUUUAUUCAGCUUUGAGUUUGCAUUCGGUUGUUGGUGGACAGGUGGAGAAGGUGGUGACUUGGAUUGGAUACUUUUGCUUCACUUCAAAUCCAUUUUUCUAUGGAUGCCUCAACCGACAAAUCAGGGGAGAGCUCAACAAACAUCUCAACUGUUUCUUCAAGGAGAGCCAGGAAGAAGAUCUCAGGUUGCCCAGUAGAGAAGGCUCAAUUGAAGAGAACUUUUUGCAAUUUCUCCAGGGCACAGGUUGUAAUCCAGAAAUUAGAAAUGCACAGGACAUCACCAGUCCCAAACGAGAGCAUCCACCUAUAGAUUUUAGAAUACCUGGACAAAUUGCUGAAGAAACCUCUGAUUUUCUGGAUCAACAUAUGAACAGUGACAUAACUGUAUCUGGUAAUUAUAUAAGGUCUGUGCAUUCUCCCAAACUUGACAUGUGACAAUCAUUGCACUUGACAAUCCAACUGCCUGUUGUGUGAAACAAUGCAGAAUGGUCAUCUGAGAUGCUCUGAAGUAUAACUUAUGUUUUAGGGCUCUAAGCAUGACCAGCACAUAGAAAACCUCAUUCCCUAGGGCACGGAGCAGCUGCCAGGUAUCCCCAUUUAACACAUUCAUUACUUAGAGUGGCUAUUCCUGACAUUGUAUCCAAAAGAGUUCUUAGAGCAUUGUUACAUUUAAUUUCCUUCUGUACUGAAUGUGUGUUGAUUUUUUUUCUUUAUGUAAUUAAUUUAUUUUUGACUAGAACACUGGUGCCAUAAAAUGGAACAGGGGCAGUAAGUAAAACAUUUGUAAGUGUGGUUGUUGGUUGCAUUUUCUAAGACCAGUCACCAAAGUUAUCAGCAAACUUCUCUUUCUCACCUAAGGAAUGUAUUUUCCUUAUGCCCUUUUUUAAAUGCAUUGCAGAUAAUUUAACACGACUGUAACGCUAGCCUUAUGGAAAGAAAAAUCAGAGGGAGUAUUAAUCUUUCUACGCUGCCAGGGAAAAGCCUUCUGUAUCUCAUCUUCAUCUGGAAAAUGGAUUGUGUUCUGACCCACAUGCAAAAGAAAAAGCUAUCUUAGACUGAAGGAGUUAAGAAAGGGAGAGGAAGGAAGCAUUAUUCCAGCCACUGGCUCAUAUGGGCACUUUCAAAGUUACAAAACUCAGUCAGUUUUAAGAUGAUAUGAGUCAGCUCAAAAAUAUUCAUCUCAACCAUUUCACCCUGUAUAUAAGAAUACAGAAAGCUUGUUACACCAUAAAAACUUGUUUAGAUUAAAUUGACAAGGCUAAACAAUUAUGUCACUCAAUCUCUAAUUAUAAUUACAAAGAUCAGUGUUCAAAGUGCUGCAGACACAUAAGUUACAGAGAACUCCAGUAUUGUACUUUUUUCUGGAAUGGCCUAGCCCCAUACACUAAUAGCAAGAAGAUUGUUUCCCCCUACCCCUAAUUACAUAUAACAUAUAUAUUACCAGUUACUUGCCAACAAAAGAAGGCAGCUGCAGUUUGCCUUUCUAGUCUGCCUAUGCUUUGCAGCCAGCUCCUCACAACUGCCCCACCUACCCAUCCCAACUUCCCCCAGCUAUCCUUUACCAGCCUUUUGGCUGUAAUAAAGCACAACACCUAAGUGCUUGCAGUUACUCAGUUUUAGCCUGCUUAACAUUUUUAUUAAGUGCUCAGCUACAUAAUCUCCACUUCUUGUUGUAUAUUUGUUUCUUAAUAAUUCAUUAAGAAUGGGCUACUGCAAUUACUGAGUCAUUUGACAACCUCCUUACAGUAAAUCCUUUGCCAUCAUGGUCAGCAUCUAUCCCCCUACUCUCUUCCAGGCAGCAUAUUUAUUUUGCAUUAGCAAUAACCAGAAUUCCCCUUCGGGCUCCAAAAACUGAAAACUGUAAGAAUUUGAUUGAAGCAUUUUUAAUGUAUGCACUGACUUCUGAAGUUUCUGUGAAAAGGGCUGUAAAAGUACAAAUAAGCAUACAGUCUAUCUUUCACCCAUUCCCAUGAAGAGAGGCCAACAUUACCAUUUUAGUAAUGGUACUAUUGCACUUUGCAGAGAAACAUGACUUUUGCAAGUCAUAUGACUUCAAAAUCAUACAGUGCAUAACUGGAUAGAGAUUUAAUUUUGUGAUACAAAAUGCUCUUAUUCAGCAUUUUUUUAAUUCUAUACAUCAACUUUCCCCAGGAAAAAAAUCCUAGGCUACAAGACAUGCUUCCAAGGAUCCCAGAACUAGAGCCUAAAUAAAGUUUGAAUGAUCCUAUCUCCUCUUUUUUUCCUGACUUUCUGUAUUAUGCAAUCUAUUUUUUCCUGCUGUUAUUGUUUUUAGUAGGCAUUUAAAGAUCAAGAAUGCUCCCACAGAUGAAGUGUUCUUUCAUUUAAUUAAGAAUUUAUAAAAAAAAAAAAAAAAAAAAAACAGACAAUGUUUGUUUUUAUGUAGUAUGAAUACUACAGAGCACGUCAGUCUGUGAGAUGAGAAGCAUUUUGUAGGACUUCCUAUCUGCAGUACCAGUUGCCCAGUAAUAAAGAAUGCAUGAGGCCUUGGCCGUAGUCGUCUGAGACUGGUACCACCAUGACUUACUGACCUAACAGCAAGUGUAUACAACUGCCUUUUCAAAGUCUUUGUCUCAAAUAUCCCUCUUUGUUUUUCACAAUCUACUCAUUAUAUGACACAUACUGACUGUUACUACUGGCAGACUGGCUCACAUGCACCCGUAACUUCGAACAUAAUUUGCUUGAAUUUCAGCCCAGAUGUGUCACUGUCACCUGACUGCAGGUUCAAAUCAGAGAAUAUAGUUUUGUGCCAUUUGUAGCAUGAUCAUUUGUUUACAUAUACUUCCUGCUUUCUUCAUGGACAUUCGUAUUUCAUUAUUUAAGAUCUUGUUCUUAAGAUGCACAGUUUGAAACCAUGUGUGUUCUUAAUAUUUUUUGUGAAACCAAAUAUAUUUUGUACAAAUUACCAAAAAUGAGCAAGUCUGUUUUUAAUUAUGCAUGAAGAUGGGCAGAGAGUGUAAUCAGUGAGUUUGUAGAACUGUAGGGUUGUGACUUUUUACUGCAGGAUGUUUGCUUUCCCUACCUGGAUGUCCUCACCUGAUUCACCUACACCGAGCCUGUCACCAAGAAACUUCCUGCCCUUAUGAUUGUUAAUCCUAUACGGUGGCCUUGCACCGCCCUUCCAAGAUCUAUUCAUAUAGAUAUGGGAGAUCUGAUUAACAGAUGGCAUGUUAUUGAUGGAUGGUAUAAUCCAGAUCCUGCUGUAACUGUCAUAAUUGGUACACAGGUUUCCUCUCAGUUCUCUAUCCUCUUUUUUGCAUUAACUGGGGAAAUUCUCACCCAACAUUUGAUGCUCAUCCACUUCAUCCCUGACCAUACCCUAGUGAGAAAGGACUAUUAUGGCAACAAAAUGUGCUACCAGAAUAUGUCCUGUAUGUUUUAUUUGGUCAUUUACAGAAUACUGUCAGGUUGGCACUGAUUUUGUUGCAGAAAUCUCUAAAACAACUACAGCUUAUGUGCAAACACAGUAUAUAACCAUCUGACACCUCCUUACUUUUAAACGUCUGAUAUUUGGUUUAUUGCUCCUUGACCUGUAGAAGCAUUUUGCAUUUGCCCAUAAAUUGUAGCUGUUUUAUAUAUUUGUUUUUUGGUUAAUACAGAGUGCAAGUGAUUUUGAUUUGACUUUGUUGCAGAAUUCACAUUUAGGUACCACUCACAAAUGCAAAAGCAUGUUAUACCCUGCUACUGCCAUCUUCCAUUUUUAUGGCUUCUUCAGCUUCUGUGUAUCUCUUUAAUCUGGUGGCCAGACAUAAGGCCCUCCUCUAUUCAUCAUGUUGGGCCACUUAGCUUCUAACAGGAGUACAGAGGACAUCCUGAGGUUGGAUUCUCACAUAUUGCUCCUUAUGGCAGGUUUGUUAUGUACUGCCCAGUAGCAUAUAACCAAUAUUUAGUUCUGGUUUUGGAGCAUUGAUGCAUUAACAGAUGGUUUCAAGACACCUUCUUUCCUCCCUAAAUUCCAUACAAAAAGCUGCUAUGAUAGCUGAAGUACAAGUAUUGUGAUGUACACACAGCAUGGAGCUACAAUUUAUAGUGUCUUCUUUGUAUCCCGGCUUUACCAUCAGGUUUUCCAUGUAGCACAGACCAGAGAUGAACCAUUCUCCCCAGUGAAAGGAAGGUCUUCAUUGAACAGAAGGAGUACAGCAGUUCUAAGAUCUGGAUUUAGCUUGCCUUCCACUGAACUCUCUGUGUAGUGUCCCAGAAAUAUGCACAUUCUUAUGUGCAGGCCUUUGUCUGUUCAUUAUACAGAUGCGACUGCUGUCAAUGUCACUCGAGCGAUUUAAACAGCCAGGGUGAGCUGUUCGAGCAAUUUAAACAGCCAGGGUGAGCUGUUCCGCUCUUCAGGUCUUCUUACCACUGGAACACUUUUCUACUACCUGUGCCAGUAUUUAAAUACGUUUACUGUUUCUUUACAUUCAAAAGUGUCAGUAAUUGCCAUGAUAGGUUUGUUUAUUGUUCUUUUUAAUAUCUGGAUGUAGUUUAAAAAUGUUAUUGAUUGUUUAUGUGAUUUUUUUUUUCCUCAAGAUUAUUUAGCAUUCCCAUAAACAGCUUUUACAGACCCACCUCAGAGCUUUGAAUAUGCAUACAAAGGCCAGAAAGUUCAACCAGUUUAACAGUCCCCACUGCUCUCAUUUCACUCUUCUGAAAUUGUGAUUAUUGUCAUAAAUAUGAAGAUGUUUCCAAGUACCAGUAUGGUUGUCACAUAGAAUGUGCCAAGGUAAAAUUGAGGCAGUGAUUAUACAUUUAUACUUCUUUCAUUUUGCCUGCAGGAGCUCCAAGAGCAUUUGAAAAGUCCAUGCCCCCUGUUUGGGUGUCUUAAAAACAAAAGUAUCUCACACAUUCUUUACCUAGAUAACUGCUUCUGUGUAGCAGGUUCUCAAAACUGUCUUCUGAAGAGUAGGUCUCAGUUGUUGAUUUGUUUCAGAUAUGAGUAUUACCAUAAAUUUGGAGAAGUCACAACUAUUUGUCUCACACACACACACACACACACACACACACACACACACACACACACACACACACCCACAC
Protopterus annectens (West African lungfish) is the source of this 6518-nucleotide messenger RNA. It is a transcript of the gene GPR61, whose product is annotated as G protein-coupled receptor 61. Bases 537 to 1910 code for a protein of 457 amino acids. Gene Ontology annotation, molecular function: G protein-coupled receptor activity. Lineage: Eukaryota; Metazoa; Chordata; Ceratodontiformes; Protopteridae. The transcript has 2 exons. The record is from RefSeq and is a predicted model, not a curated record. Gene Ontology annotation, biological process: G protein-coupled receptor signaling pathway. Gene Ontology annotation, cellular component: endosome; signaling receptor complex; plasma membrane.